GAACAUUCACUGACUUAUCAGUUUCAGUCACAGUGCCUCUCACUCUCACCUUUCCCUUGUGUUCCCUUCUGUUUAUAUUUCUUUUGUCACUUCCAUAUCUCUUUAUAACUCCCUUACCCCUCGCUGAUUUUAUUUCUGCUGCUGAUCUAGCUUGCUAGCCCCUCACUUGGUUCUGUUUAUUCCCUGCUAGAUUGAUCUAGUUACUAGUACCUACCUACUUGCGGUCACUCUAACGAUCAGGAUGUCGCUCUGUAUUAAUCGCCUGACGGAAGAAAGAAAGCAGUGGCGACGGGAUCACCCUUUUGGAUUCUUUGCGAAACCCCAUCGAUCCCCCCAGGGUGUGUUGGAUUUGAAGCGCUGGGAAUGUGGUAUUCCCGGAAAGGCGCAGACCCUUUGGGAAGGAGGGCUUUUCAAGCUUGAUGUCACUUUUCCGGAUGAGUAUCCAACCAAGCCUCCAAAGUGCAAGUUCGUUCCUCCUCUGUUCCACCCGAACGUCUAUCCCUCGGGCACCGUCUGCCUGUCCAUCCUGAAUGAAGAAGAAGCCUGGAAACCAGCCAUCACUAUCAAACAGAUUCUGCUCGGCAUCCAGGACCUGCUUGAUGACCCCAAUCCGGAGUCACCCGCCCAGGCGGAAGCGUACAAUCUGUUCAAGAAGGAUCGUCCCGCGUACGAGAGACGAGUGAAACAAGUCGUGAAGGAGAAUCCGUCACUUUGAGUCUACCCUUUCUUUCUACGGAUGAUUGGAUUGCUUUCGGGUCUUUGCUCCUUCCUUUCUACGUGUAGUCUCUUCUCACCAUCUUUCACGAGGUUAUGGCGAAUACGAAUCAAUGCGGAUAUUGGGCGGAUGGUAAAUACCAAUGUGGGAGCAGAUGCACGUUCGAACGUUACCCAUCCUAUCCCACAUCUUACUAGUUUUUGGGACAUGAUGGAGAGCUGGAAGGGCGGUUUUUGUGUAGCGGUAGUAACUGUUACUAUAUUCGCGCGUUUCCUUUCUAUUUUACGACUAUGUUUUCCUAUUCUGUCCCUCCUUACAUUUUUCUCUAGCGAGCGUGGCGUCUUAGCAUUCCAAAAAUGGGUGGUUAUGGACGGAGUUUUAGAAUCGCUUCUUAUUUGCUUUCUUCUAUCGAUCCCGGUUCUUUGGAUCUACUUUGGUAUCGUAUGUUCACGGUGCAUUCGCGCAUCAUUAAGGGUCUUACUAGACGGAUGAUCUGACACUUCCGUACUUACUAUGUGGGGUACAGUAAUCCGUCAGUGAUCGUUCGGUAGGGAUUAUUGGUCUGCUCCGGACACAAAAAAAUUUCAUGUAUGUAAAAGGCGACAAUGUCCAUGUCGAAAACAUAGGUAAGAUGGUAUCAGUAUCUCCUGAAGAGCCCUAAGAGGGCGAAAAAAAAAGGAAUAGAGUCGUAGUCAUGGGAAUUGUCGAGAUGUCAUUGGAGGGCUUUCAUUCCUAGACCCAGAGCGGUU
Messenger RNA from Aspergillus alliaceus, 1464 nucleotides. Its product is annotated as E2 SUMO-conjugating protein UBC9. Lineage: Eukaryota; Fungi; Ascomycota; Eurotiomycetes; Eurotiales; Aspergillaceae. Gene Ontology annotation, cellular component: nucleus. Gene Ontology annotation, molecular function: SUMO conjugating enzyme activity. Gene Ontology annotation, biological process: protein sumoylation. The record is from RefSeq and is a predicted model, not a curated record. The coding region runs from base 242 to 715 and encodes 157 amino acids. The transcript has 4 exons.